GUCGUGGGUCCGCGGAGCGUAUAAAAGUUGCCGGCCGGCAAGCGUUUGUCAUCAGUUUGCCAGCUUGCAGCUUUGUGGAAACCAAACCAACAAGCUCUCAGCGAAAUCGACAGGAAAAACUAUUCCAAGGCAAACAAAGAAAAUUGUAUUCAUUACGCCAUUGCGGGAAAUUCAGUCCAAAGAGAAUCCUUAGACAUGAGCGAGGUGACCAGAGACCUGCGACAGCAGCAGGAGCAGCAGGAUCCCGUCGAGCUGCUCGACUGCGACAUCGACUUCGAGGACGCUCCGUCUCCAGUGGCUGUCCCGGAGGCAGCCAAGAACCCGGCCAGUUCGACCCGGCUCUUCAACAAGGCCAUCAGGAAGGUGUCCAAGGUGCAGCGCAUGCUGGAGCAGGCACGCAUCCUGCUGGCCGAGGAGCAAGAGCAAGAGCAGUCCACCUCUAAGAAGGCCCAGAAGCAGCUGAAGAAGCAGGCCAAGAAGGCCAAGAAGCAGCAGAAGAAGCAGGCCAAGAGGGCCAAGAAGCAGGCCAAAAAGGGCGCCGAGGGAGAGCUUCUAGCGGAGGAGCCAGAGCUCCCUCAACGUUCCCGUUCGAACAGCGUCAGCUCCACCUCGAGCUCAUCCAGCUCCAGCUCCAGUUCUAGCUCCAGCUCCAGCUCCAGCUCGAGCUCUACUUCUGGCGAAGAUCAGGAGGUGAACUUCUAUGGCUACGGCUGGGGUCGCAAUCCCUGGCGCCGGGGACCUCAUGGUCAUCAUCAUGGUCGUCGUCACAGCAUUGGCCAUAAGCAUGGAAAGCACGGUCAUCAUGGAAGGAGACAUGGGCAUGGACAUGGUCACAAGCAUGGUCAUGGUCAUGGUCACGGUCAUGGUCACGGUCAUGGUCAUGGCCACGGUCACCGUCGCCAUCACUUGGGACCCCAUCACUUUGGACCCCACCACUUUGGUCCCCAUCACUUUGGACCCCACCACUUUGGUCCCCAUCACUUUGGACCCCAUCACUUUGGACCCCAUCACUUUGGUCCCCAUCCUUGGGGACCUUGGCAGGAUCAGUGUCAGUUUUUUCGGUCGAUGGGCCUGCCGUGGGCCCGAGAACCAAUCACGGACUGCCGCUGCAGGAGGAGCCGAUCUCUGUCUAGAUCCGCCCACGCAAAUCGUCGAGAUUUUGGACACGGACACGGAUUCGGACACGGAUACGGAUACGGAUACGGACACGGACAUGGCCACCAGGGUCGAUCACAUGACCGUCGAGUAGAGCGCUCCAGCUCCAGCUCCAGUUCCACUUCGGAGAGCGACCAGGAGCUCAGGAAACGGAAGAAGAAUAAGAAGCAUGGCGACAAGUCUAGGUCCAGGUCGAGCUCCAGUUCCAGCUCCAGUUCGAGUUCCAGCUCCGACGAGGAGCGUAAGACCAAGAAGCAGAGGAAGAAGAAGGGCAGCAGCUCCUCCUCGUCGAGCUCAUCAAGUUCCAGUUCGGACAGCGAAGAAAAGGUGGAGAAGAGGCACAAACGCCGUCAUGACAGGCCGCAUCAUGGCCCACAUCAUGGCCAUCAUUUUGGUCCUCAUCAUGGCCCACAUCAUGGCUCCCACCAUGGCCCCCAUCAUGGCCCACAUCAUGGGCCACAUCAUGGGCCACAUCAUCAUCAGGUUGCCUCUCUCCUUGCUAAUCCACCGCAUUCCAUACCCGGUUUCUCUUGGACACAUCGUGGACGCACUGAGCCUCUAGGGGUUCCUCCUUUACAUCCGCCUGCUUUUGGCCCGGCAGCCUUUGGACCAGCGCCACCACCACCUUUUGGCCCGCCAGCCCCAGACCAGGAUCGUCGUCGUCAAGGACGCUCUCUGUCCCGUUCCCAUCAGGAGAGAUCCCACUCCAGACCACGCUCUCGUUCCCACUCUCGAUCGGAGGAAAGGCCGCAGAAACACUGCCAGAAAAAGGACAAAAAGUGCAAGGACAAGGGCAAGAAGCACAAGAAGCACCAGAAGCAUGGACAUGGCAAGCAUUCAGCUUAGUCCCAAUUCCGGGAAGCUUCUAAGAUUUAUCAAUAUUCCUUCAAUACCCCAACUAUAUCAUUUUCAAACUAUAUUCCUUCAACUAUAUCCUAUAUACUACAAAAAAAUUGAA
Molecule: messenger RNA, 2113 nt
Organism: Drosophila serrata
Lineage: Eukaryota; Metazoa; Arthropoda; Insecta; Diptera; Drosophilidae
Source: RefSeq, a predicted model, not a curated record